Ictalurus punctatus (channel catfish) is the source of this 5449-nucleotide messenger RNA. RefSeq names its product NLR family CARD domain-containing protein 3. The transcript has 8 exons. The record is from RefSeq and is a predicted model, not a curated record. Gene Ontology annotation, molecular function: protein binding. Lineage: Eukaryota; Metazoa; Chordata; Actinopteri; Siluriformes; Ictaluridae. Bases 1448 to 3109 code for a protein of 553 amino acids.
AACCAGUUAGACGGUGUCAGUAAAAGUAAAACUAGGCAGCUCCAUUUUGUGUCGAGGGGAAGUAAACCAUUUCAGGAGUAAAAACACAGUGAGUAUCUAAAUCUAAAGCUAUAAUAUAUAAACACACUGAAUGUACACCAGAUGCAGAAGAGUUUUGUGGAUUUGUACUUAAGUUUGAAUGUACACAGGUUGUUUUAUGACUUGAUACAGUGACUAUUUCCUGUAAGUGAACAGGACUUAAAGAAAGACGAGAGGUGAGUUACUUUUCCAUUCACCAGCAAUAAAUACACACCGUCUCAUAGGAACAGAUCUGUAUCUCUAAACAUUCACUAGUUAACAGAGGAACUAAACUUUGGUUUAAGGUGUUUAAUAGGAGUGAAUAUAUCACUGAUCUAAGAACAGUUUAGAGAAAUCAUUCACUGAGAGAAGAGUAAAAAGGACUGUGUAAUGUGGAGGAGAAGAGCAGUGUAGCUUUGAGUCAGUGAACUCUACAGGUUUCAACACCCAGCUGAGUCAGUUAUCUGUGAUUGGGACUCCUGACAUCAGUGUAAUUCCUGAGGUAUGAGGCGUGUCUCCUGUUUGAAUAAGUGUGCAGACUGUAGCUGAAUUAAAAAGAUGGAAUUAUUGGUGUUUAAUGAUGAACACAUUGUGUAACAGUGCUGAGACAGCAGAGUAUUAAUUAUUGCUGAUAUUUCUGUUCUAAUUACAGAAUGAUGGAGGGAAAGAGAUCAGACUCACCAGAACCCAGCUGUGUGUCCAUGAAGAGUGAGGAGUCAGUGGAUCAUCCACUUCUGUUCAGAGACAGAGCCAGUUCUCCUGAUGUGAGACCACAAAAGAAGAAAUCAAACAUCAGCAGAAAUCAGCUGGACUCCAUAUUCAAGGAGCUGGAACACAAAGUCAUCACUCUGAUAAAGAAUGAGCUAAAGAGGUUUAGGAAGCUCCUGAGUCCAGAUUACCCAGCAUGCACUGAGAGGGAGGAGGAGGAUGAGAAGGAUCUGCACAGUGUCAGAGAGGGAGCACUGAAGAUCACACUGCACGUCCUGAAGAACAUGAACCACACAGAUCUCGCUAACACACUGCACAACAAGUCUGUGUCCUCUGUGUAUCAGACAGAGCUGAAAUCCAGCCUGAGAGAGAAGUUUAAAAGAAUUAAUGAAGGAAUCUCACAGCAUGGAAGCUCAGCACUUCUGAAUGAGAUCUAUACAGAGCUCUACAUCACAGAGGGUUGGAGUGGAGACGUCAAUAAUGAGCAUGAGGUGAGACAGAUUGAGACAGCGUCCAGGAGACCAGCAACACAGGAGACACCAUCAAAUGUAAUGAGCUUUUUAAAGACAAGUCCAUCAGAAGAGUGCUAACUAAAGGAAUUGCUGGAAUUGGAAAAACAGGCUCUGUGCAGAAGUUCAUUCUGGACUGGGCUGAAGGAAAAGCAAAUCAGGAUGUCACCUUCAUGUUUCCACUUCCCUUUCGAGAGCUGAACCUGAUGAAGCAGAGAAAUCUCAGUCUGAUGGAGCUUCUUCAUCACUUUUUCCCAGAAAUGAGAAAACUAGAAUUACUAGACUCCUACACAGUGGUGUUGAUCUUUGAUGGUCUGGAUGAGUGUCGACUUCCUCUAAAGUUCCAGAGAUUGUGUGAUGUGACAGAGUCAGCCUCGGUGGAUGUGCUGCUGACAAACCUCAUCAAGGGGAAUCUGCUUCCCUCUGCUCUCCUCUGGAUAACCUCUCGACCAGGAGCAGCCAAUCAGAUCCCUCCUGAGUGUGUAGACCUGGUAACAGAGGUACGAGGCUUCAGUGAUCCUCAGAAAGAGGAGUACUUCAGGAAGAGGAUCAGUGAUCAGAGCCUGGCCAAUAAAAUCAUCACACGCAUGAAGUCUUCAAGAAGCCUCUACAUCAUGUGCCACAUCCCAGUCUUCUGCUGGAUCUCAGCCACUGUUCUAGAGAGAAUGUUGGGUCAAGCAGAGAGUGGAGAGGUCCCCAGGACUCUGACUCAAAUGUUCACACACUUCCUGAUCUGUCAGAUCAAACACAAGGACCGAAAGUACCAUCAGAAAUGUGACCCUGAUCCUCAGCAGACCAAAGAGAGUAUCCUGGCACUGGGGAAACUGGCUUUCCAACAGCUGGAGAAAGGAAACCUGAUCUUCUAUGAGGAAGACCUGAGAGAGUGUGGCAUUGAUGUUGGAGAAGUUGCAGUGUACUCAGGAGUGUGUACCCAAAUCUUCAGAGAGGAGUUUGGGCUUCACCUGGGAAAGUCAAACAUGUCUGAUUUCCUCAGGAGUGCAGUGGACAAGGCCUUACAGAGUGAGAAUGGACACCUGGACCUGUUCCUCCGCUUCCUUCUGGGUCUCUCACUGGAGUCCAAUCAGACUCUCUUACGAGGCUUAAUGCCCCAGACAGGAAGCAGCUCUCACAGCAAACAGGAAACAGUCGAGUACAUCAAGGAGAAGAUCAGGGAGAAUCCAUCUCCAGAGAAAUACAUCAAUCUGUUCCACUGUCUGAAUGAACUGAAUGAUCAUUCUCUAGUGCAGGAAGUACAGACUUACCUGAACAGAGGAGGUGAGCGUCGUCUCAGGGGAACCAGACUCUCUCCUGCUCAGUGGUCAGCUCUGGUGUUUGUGUUACUGAACUCAGAUCAGGACCUGGAUGAGUUUAAUUUGAGUAAAUAUGACCAAUCAGAGGAAUGUCUUCUGAAGCUGCUGCCAGUGGUCAAAGCCUCCAGAAAAGCUGAGCUGUGGGAGUGUAAUCUGACAGAGGAAAGCUGUAGAGUUCUGUCCUCAGUUCUCAGCUCAAACUCCUCCAGUCUGAGAGAACUGAACUUGGGUAAGAAUAACCUACAGGAUUCAGGAGUGAAGCUGCUGUCUGCUGGACUGGAGAAUCCACAUUGUACACUGGAGAUACUGAGCAUGUAUAACUGCAGUAUUACAGAUGAAGGUUGUGCUGCUCUGGCUUCAGCUCUGAGGUCAAACUCCUCAUCACACCUGAGAGAACUGAAUCUGAAGGGUAAUAAUCCAGGAGAAUCCGGAGUGAAGCUGCUCUCUUAUCUACUGAAGGAUCCACACUGUAAACUGGAGACAUUAUACAUUAAGAAGCACAAACUCACCAGGACUGUUGUAUGACAGGAGUCUCAUCUCAAUCCUCUUCUCCAGGAUAAAGCAGUUUGGUGAAGAGUUAGAACCCGUCCCACAUUUCCAGUAGUUUGGGAGCUGAAUCAUUAAACAUAAAGGGACAGAGCAGAUACAAAGCCAAGAACAGGUAGAAGGUCAUACACAGGAGAAAUCAACACACGUAACGAAAUAUCUGCUGUACAAAGCAACGGCAAGGAUUUGCCCCGGGGAUGGAGACUGACAAGGCUUAAGUACACGUCUGGAAAUGUACAGUCGACUGAUCCCAAAGCACUAGGCAGGGGCAGGCAUGUUAAUGGUAAAUGGUCUGCACUUAUAUAGAGCUUUUUUAACCUUAGUGGUUCCAAAGCACUUUACACUGUUUCACAUUCAUGAGGCUUGUGCCAAAGAGUAGAUGUGAAAAUACAGUGGAAAAUUUCCUUUGCAACCUGCCAACCUUUGCUGUGUCAUGAACACAGUGUCUUGGUCAACCCAGGAGAUGAUUUAGAAAAGUGCCUAUGCAACAGUGAGUGUUCAGCAUGCAUGGAGGCACUGGUUCUGUAUAUAGUGUUACAUGAAAUAACACCAGAAAUAACACAAAUCAAUACCCUCGUGCACAUCUCUCUAAUGGCCUGAUGGUGUCCAUGUCAAUUGUUUCAACUGGGACCUUGAAUAAAGGUAAUGGGCACAAUGGUGCUAUUGGGGUGGUCAGUGGAUUUGCAGCUGAAAUUAGUAGCCUGGUAACAAUUGCUUCCACAGCUCCUUUUUGAUGCACCAGUCAACCUAACACUACCCAUAUGAGUUGAUGUUUGGCCAAAAACCUAAGCUACUAGUGGAUAGUUUGCUUGAUGAUAGUGAAGAAAGGGAAGGAGAUGGUGCCCAUUCAGAUUUGGUGUCCCAACACCAAAAGUAUUUCACCUCCAUUUAUACCAGUUCCCGAAGGCACUUGGAGAUUGUGGUCAUUCACCGUAGGACCAAUUGCCCUGACUCAAUAACAAUACUACCCCCUGGCACUUUAGUGUAUUGUAAGAAUCAUUUUCAUGGUUGCCGUAAUAUUCAGGUUGUCUGGCGCUCCACUGUGUUUGAGAUUGUGACCUACAUUGAUGAAGUGGGAACACUGUAUAAGAUCAGACCAUAUGGAGAAGAUGGCCCCAUUAAAACUGUCCAUUGCUCAGGACGUAAGCCUGUUCUUACCUGGCAACAAUAUGCCAGGUAAACCAAUGGGUCAGGUCUACUGGCCCUUUCCAGCCCCAGGAGUGAGUAGAACCAGAAGGACCUAGAAUUGGAGAUUAUUCACAAGUGGCCAUAGUCCACACGAGAAUGGAUGUAAGGAACUGUUGGGUCAAGUCUAUGUUGAUUCUAGUUCUCAGCCCUCAGUGCUUCAGUCUAGUCCAACAGGGGUACAAAAUGAUUACUCUCUUAUGAGUAUAGGUUCAUCUUUUGUGUCUCAACCCCAGGUGACCACACGAGAGCAAGAGUUGAAUUUAGAAACUUCUCUAGAUCUUCAUAUAGCUCAGUCACUUGAUCCGUCAGGAAUGGGUUUAGUUUCUAGGCCAUCAUUUAGGCAUUCUACUCAUGGGACUCUCAGUGUUCACCGGGAUGGUGACCAUUAAAGGUAGGGGUGAAUUUGGCAAAGUUGGUUGGAGGCGCUGAUGCACAUGCCCACUAGAGGGUGCACUGAUUCUUUAUACUCAUCACUUCCUGUCUAUAGAGCCAUGUCCAGUGCUUGAAUCCUUUGCUACACUGGGAUUGUUGGUUGCUGGAAGAACAAGUUCCAGAUGUGUGUUAUAAAUGUGCCAACGCCAUUCAUACCCACCUGGAGAGGCUAUUAUUUCGGGGGCAUGGUAGCAUGUGGUCAUAAUUUGCUUCUAUCGCAUUGAUUGUGUGUGGGUGUGAAGAUGAAGAAAAAAACAACAACAAUACAAUCAAACCCUUAGGUGCUUGUUGAAUAUCCCAUUAUAGAUUUAGUCCCCCUUUGCUGUUAUAAUAACCUCCACUCUUCUAGGUAAUCUUUCCACUUUAUUUUGGAGCAAGGCCUUUGGGAUUUGUGCAUUUGAGCAUGUAUUUCACCUCCUGAAGAGGAGACUAAAGGGGGAAAACCCUCAAAAUAAACAACUGAAAGAAGCUGUGGUAAAAGCCUGGAAAAGCAUCACAAAAUACGAGUGCACCAAUUUGGUGAUGUCAGUGGAUCGGCGCUUAAUUAUUUAUUGCAAGGAAGGGAUAUGCAACCAAAUAGUCUUCAAGGAAAUCAAAGUAAAUAACACUCUGUUCCAAUAUUUUUGCUCACCUCAAAGUGUUCUAAGUUGUUGAACAUAUCUAAAUGUAUAUAUCAGGAAAUUAAAGCUUCAAUUUUGA